AUGUCUUGGCAAGCUUAUACUGAUAAUUUAAUAGCAGGUAAUAAAUUAGAUAAAGCUGCUUUAUAUUCAAGAAAUGGUGAUUCUUUAUGGGCACAAUCUGGUCAAUUUCAGUUAGACAAUAAAGAAAUUUCAGAAAUUGCAAAAGGUUUUGAUGAUCCUUCUAAUUUACAAGCUCAUGGAUUAUAUGCUCAACAACAAAAAUAUUUUCUUUUAAGAAAUGAUGAUAGAUCAUUAUAUGGUAAACAUGAAGCUGAAGGAUUAAUUUGUGUUAGAACUAAACAAACUAUUUUAAUUGCUCAUUAUCCUAGUGGAGUUCAACCUGGAGAAGCUACAACUAUUGUUGAAAAAUUGGCUGAUUAUUUAAUUGGUGUUGGAUAUUAA
Molecule: messenger RNA, 381 nt
Organism: Insectozyma verbasci
Lineage: Eukaryota; Fungi; Ascomycota; Pichiomycetes; Serinales; Debaryomycetaceae
Source: the annotation of a GenBank genome assembly